UGUGACUCGGGCUGCCUUUCUCCCGCAGGGCGGUUCUUCUACCAGCGGCUGGUGGAGUUCAUGGCCAGUGGCCCUAUGUGGGCUUAUAUCUUGGCCCAUGAGAAUGCUGUUCCACUAUGGAGAUCCCUGAUGGGACCCACCAAAGUAUUCCAAGCCCGAAACAGCGUCCCAGACUCCAUCCGAGGAGCUUAUGGCCUCACUGACACCAGGAAUACCACUCAUGGCUCAGAUUCACAAGCAUCAGCCAGCAGAGAAAUUGCCUUUUUCUUCCCAGAGUUCAAUGAACAGCUCUGGUACCAACAGGAAGAGCCACGUCUGCGCUGUGGGCAGGUGUAUUACAAUGCAGAGGAGCGUGUCCACUGUGUGGUCAGGGAUGAAGAAAAAGAGUUGACCUGA
Messenger RNA from Charadrius vociferus (killdeer), 396 nucleotides. It is a transcript of the gene NME6, whose product is annotated as NME/NM23 nucleoside diphosphate kinase 6. The record is from RefSeq and is a predicted model, not a curated record. Gene Ontology annotation, biological process: CTP biosynthetic process; UTP biosynthetic process; GTP biosynthetic process. The annotation marks the transcript as partial. NCBI's taxonomy places the organism in Eukaryota, Metazoa, Chordata, Aves, Charadriiformes, Charadriidae. Gene Ontology annotation, molecular function: nucleoside diphosphate kinase activity. The transcript is spliced from 3 exons.